UUAAAGUCUGGAAUGAAUGAGCGGAGAUUUUAUUGCGUUUUCAGAAUAAUUACUGUCAUUAAUUGCAUUUACAAUGUUAAUACGUUCUCCAUGACAGAAAAAUAUUUAAAUCUGACAAAUUAUGCAAUGAAAUUAAUUCAUCAGUAAAUGAAUUUGAAUUUGAAUAUUAAUAAACAUGAACAGGGACAUCAAAACAAUCUUCAAUACAAACCUUCGACUAACGAAAAGUGAAAGAAAAACAAACGACAAAUGAAAAGAAAUUGGAAUGUUUCUCGAUCUCAAAGUGUUUGUCAAAUAUUUGAUUUGCUAAAAAAUAUCACAUUGUAAGAUAGAAAAGGAUAGAAAAAGGCAGUUAAUGGUGAACAAGAGAAUGAGAGGCAGCAAAGACAAUCUGUUUGCUAUAUUUAUUAAAAAACACUUGGGUUGUGAGAAAAGCGACUGAGAGCCCAUUAAACGAAAAUAAAUGUUUGGCUAUGGCAGUUCUCAAUUUCAAAACUGCCAUGAAAGAUCUAACCCCAUUUCGCGAGUUCACG
This is a messenger RNA of Clunio marinus, 533 nucleotides long. The record is from the annotation of a GenBank genome assembly. Lineage: Eukaryota; Metazoa; Arthropoda; Insecta; Diptera; Chironomidae.